Molecule: messenger RNA, 741 nt
Organism: Olea europaea var. sylvestris
Lineage: Eukaryota; Viridiplantae; Streptophyta; Magnoliopsida; Lamiales; Oleaceae
Product: vetispiradiene synthase 2-like
Exons: 3
Molecular function (GO): magnesium ion binding; terpene synthase activity
Source: RefSeq, a predicted model, not a curated record
UAUGCGGUCCAUUAUGCAAAAGAAGCCUUGAAAGAACUUGUGAGGACAUACUAUGUGGAAGCCAAGUGGUUCAUCGAAGGAUACUUGCCACCAUUUUCCGAGUACAUGAGUAAUGCCUUAAUCACAUGCACUUACGUUUAUCAUACAACCACGUCCUUGUUGGGGAUUAAAUCAGUCACCGAGGAAGAAUUUGAGUGGCUCAGCCAUAAACCUAAAAUGCUUGUUGCCAGCCUCAUAAUAUGUCGACUCGUUGAUGACAUUGCUACCUAUGAGGUUGAGAAGGAAAGAGGCCAAAUUGCUACCGGCAUCGAAUCAUACAUGAAGGAGAAUGGUGUUACUAAAGAAGUGGCCAUCGAUAAAUUUUUUGAAAUGGUUACAAAUGCAUGGAAGGAUAUCAAUGAUGAGUGUCUCCGACCAAGUUCCUCUCCAAGAGAAAUUUUGAUGCGAAUUCUCAACCUUGAACGAAUUAUAGAUGUCACUUAUAAAGGCAAUGAAGAUGGAUACACACAACCACAAAAAGUUCUAAAACCCCACAUCAUUUCUUUGUUUAUUGAUCCCGUUGUGGUCUAAUAUUAUUUGGGAUCAAGUUGGAUACAAAUUGAUGUAAUUAGACAUUUUUUUUGCCUUAAUUUGUGAUUACUUUUUGUUUACCCUUGAAAUAAAGCGAACCUUCAAAUAAGCUGUAGACAUUUGCUCAUUACUAUUAAAUAUCCAUCUUAACAGUAUAUGUACUUUUGCAAA